This is a messenger RNA of Microthlaspi erraticum, 756 nucleotides long. The record is from the annotation of a GenBank genome assembly. Lineage: Eukaryota; Viridiplantae; Streptophyta; Magnoliopsida; Brassicales; Brassicaceae.
AUGUGUUUAACUCUGAAUCUAACAGGUCUUGAGAGAUGUGGUAAGAGCUGCAGACUCAGGUGGAUCAAUUACUUACGACCUGACUUAAAGAGAGGAGCUUUCUCUUCAGAAGAACAGAACCUCAUCGUUGAUCUACACGCUGUCCUCGGAAACAGAUGGUCUCAAAUCGCUGCAAGACUUCCCGGUAGAACCGAUAACGAGAUCAAGAACUUGUGGAAUUCUUGCAUCAAGAAGAAGCUUAAGCAAAAAGGCAUCGACCCUAAUACACAUAAACCUUUAUCCGAGAUUGACAAAGACUACAAAUCUCCAAGUUUCUUCUCAGAAACUAAUCAAGACUUGUUUGCCUCAGUCGACAAUUUGCUAUGUUCAAUGAUCCCUACGCAAUACAACACUGAGGAUGCGGUUUUCAACACGGAGCCCUCGGUUUUUCUUCUUCCUCAUCCGGAAAACAAUGUAAGUACUCUCUCUGGAGGAGAUCAUGUAAAAGAUACAGACACUAAUUGGGAAUCAUCAAACUGUGGAAGCAUUAUCAACAAUACUUUGAGCUACCUAGAGAACCCGGGAUUCGAAGAAAUGAAAUGGUCAGAAGAGAAUCUCAAAACAUCGUUCUUCACUGAACAGAAUCAAAGCUCUAACGUGAAAUCAGAGACGGAUUUCAACUCUGGCAUUGUCUUUCCUUGGAGCCAAAGUCAAUUUGGUGACGUGUUCCCCAAGGAUCUUCAGAGAAUGGCCAUCACAUUUGGUCAGACCCUUUAG